This is a messenger RNA of Hemisphaericaspora subhashii, 1368 nucleotides long. It is a transcript of the gene MSF1, whose product is annotated as phenylalanine--tRNA ligase. The coding region runs from base 1 to 1368 and encodes 455 amino acids. Gene Ontology annotation, biological process: phenylalanyl-tRNA aminoacylation. The record is from RefSeq and is a predicted model, not a curated record. Gene Ontology annotation, molecular function: ATP binding; phenylalanine-tRNA ligase activity; tRNA binding. NCBI's taxonomy places the organism in Eukaryota, Fungi, Ascomycota, Pichiomycetes, Serinales, Debaryomycetaceae. Gene Ontology annotation, cellular component: mitochondrion; cytoplasm. The transcript has a single exon.
AUGCUAAAACUAGUCACACCAAGGCACCUUAUACCCAGGGGCAUUAGGUAUAUACCAUUUAGGUCAUACUCUUCCCAACAACCUUCCCAAGGCUCAAUCACUGUUGAAGGUAAAACAUAUGAAUCAGAUGAAUGGACCAAUAUUCCACCAUUUAUUGUUGAAUUAAUACAACGAAGAUUACAUAAGAAUCCAAAUCAUCCUAUAGGUAUUCUUCAUCAUUUAAUCAAAACCAAUUUCAAAGGAAUGGGCUAUACUAUUUAUGAUGAUUUCCAUCCUAUUGUAACUAAAUUUCAAAAUUUUGAUGUAUUAGGAUUCCCAGAAGAUCAUCCAGGUAGAUCAAGAUCUGAUACUUAUUAUUUUAAUAAGGAUCACUUAUUAAGAACCCAUACGUCUGCUCAUGAACAUGAAUGUUUUCAAGAAUGUAAAACACCAGGAUAUUUAAUUACUGCUGAUGUAUAUCGUAAAGAUGAAGUUGAUAGAACCCAUUAUCCUGCAUUCCAUCAAUUAGAGGGUGCUCGUGUCUGGUCAAGAUCUGACCCAAAUUUAUUAGAAACUAUUCAAAAGGACAUUGAUUCAAUUCCAAAGACUAAUAUUAUUGUUGAGGAUCCAUUUAGAGAACAACCAAUUACCCCAGAUAAUCCAAAACAAGAUUAUAUGACUCCAGAAGAAGUACGUCUUGUAUCUACUCAUUUGAAGAAAACCGUUGAAUAUUUAGUUAAUCAGGUUUUUGAAACUGCAAGAGCAUCUGCCAAAAGAGCUGGAUCUACUGAACCAUAUCUUAAUGAACCACUUAAGGUAAGAUGGGUUGAAGCAUAUUUCCCAUGGACAUCCCCUUCAUGGGAAAUUGAAGUUUGGUGGAAGGGAGAAUGGUUAGAAUGUUGUGGAUGUGGUGUUGUUCAACAACAAGUGUUAUUAAAUUCUCAAUUAGGUAAUGAUAAGAUCAGUUGGGCAUUUGGUAUUGGUUUAGAUAGAAUUGCCAUGCUUUUAUUUGAUAUUCCAGAUAUUCGAUUAUUCUGGACAUUAGAUGAAAGAUUCCAUAAUCAAUUCAAACAAGGUGAAAUUAAUACAUUUGCUCCAUAUUCUAAAUAUCCUGGUAUUAAAAGAGAUGUUUCAUUCUGGUUGGGUGAAGAUUCAAAACUUCAUACCAAUGAUGUUAUGGAAAUUGUUAGAACUCAUGCUGGUGAUUGGGCAGAAAGUGUCUCAUUAGUUGAUGAAUUCGUCCAUCCAAAGACUGGUAAACAAUCACAAUGUUAUCGUGUUAAUUAUCAAUCAAUGGAUAGAAAUUUAACCAAUGGUGAGAUUAAUGAAGUUCAUGGAAAAGUAGAGAAUGAUUUAGUUUCAAGAUUUAAUGUUGAUAUUAGAAAUUGA